CACCCUGCGACACCAGCGCCACACACUGUGACACCAGCGCAACACCCUGCGACACCAGAACUACACUCUGCGACGGUUGUAUUCCUAGCGGCCAUGAAAAUGUACAACAACUGGAAGAUUGUGCACAACUCACAUCAAGCAGUGGAGUCAGCAUUCAGUUCGAUGCAGUUGAAAAUGUGAAUUCAGUGAAUGAUUUAACUCACUGGAACAAUGGUAAACCUGGUGGUGAUAAAUUUGAACUGCACUCUGCUGACAACAAUCUGAGGGAUGGGACAAACACUGGACCUGGGGAAACUGUGUCGACGAAAUCAGAUGAAGGGUUGGAAUCUACUCACGAUAACAGCGAACAGUCUGCUCAACACAAUCAAAACUUUAGUAGUGAUAGCAGCCAUAAUCAGCUCAGGCUUUCGUGGUACCCUAAAGAGGUGAUGGACGGCCAUGAAAAAGACCUUGAUUCUAAUCAGACUGGUGUAAGAGAAGAAAG
Messenger RNA from Lymnaea stagnalis (great pond snail), 484 nucleotides. The record is from the annotation of a GenBank genome assembly. NCBI's taxonomy places the organism in Eukaryota, Metazoa, Mollusca, Gastropoda, Lymnaeidae.